Wallemia ichthyophaga EXF-994 is the source of this 1491-nucleotide messenger RNA. Its product is annotated as Methyltransferase-like protein 14. Gene Ontology annotation, molecular function: mRNA binding. The transcript has a single exon. The coding region runs from base 1 to 1491 and encodes 496 amino acids. NCBI's taxonomy places the organism in Eukaryota, Fungi, Basidiomycota, Wallemiomycetes, Wallemiales, Wallemiaceae. The record is from RefSeq and is a predicted model, not a curated record. Gene Ontology annotation, cellular component: nucleus; RNA N6-methyladenosine methyltransferase complex.
AUGAGAGAGGAUGAGAAUAAGAAUAAGACUGAGAAUGGCGACAAGCUGUCAGCGUCAGCGUAUACAGAGGAACUCCCCGAGGACAAGAAGCAGAAGCGAUUAGCAUAUGGGGAGCGAUACAGUGCGAAAGAAGAGUCGAUGCGUAAUGACUUCAGCUUAGCAUAUGUGAACACGUUAAUACGGCCGCAAGAUCAGAUCAUAAACGCGUACAGAGAAGGGCGAUUCGAUGAGUAUCCGCGGUUAAAGCACCUACUCGCGUUGAAAGGGGAGCUCAUUGAGAAGCACUCAUACCCGCCAACGUACCUCCCAUUCAACCUGGUCGAAGCUAUCCCAUCAUCGCCCCACGAGCAUUCUCGGUUGUUUGAUGUUAUUAAUUUGGGCAGCAAGUUUGAUGUUAUUUGCAUCGAUCCUCCACUGGCAGGCUCACAGUCAGCUCAAGUUCAGGGUUCUCAAUGGACUUGGGAUGCUCUCGCUACUCUCCCCAUCCGCCAGCUCUCGGCUGAUCCCAGUUUCGUCUUUGUCUGGGUCGGCAGUGGUGGCGAUGACGGGCUCGAGAAGGGCAGAGAAUUGCUUGCAAGGUGGGGGUAUAGACGGGCCGAGGAUGUGAUAUGGGUGGAAACUACGGCCGAUGAGGAGGAUGCGAAUGAUGACGAGGUUUUCGAGGAUAAAACCUCAGACACACUCUUCAAACGUACCAAACAGCACUGCUUAAUGGGCAUACGCGGUACAGUACGCCGUGCAUCAGACUCGCACUUUGUCAACUGCAACAUAGACGUAGACACCAUCAUAGCCAAGUCAUCGAAGCAGAAGCCAUCCGAGCUACUAGCGCUGAUAGAGACAUUCUGCAGUGGUACACGUCGACUAGCGUUAUUUGGCACACCACACGAAGCACGCAGAGGCUGGUUAACUGUGGGUUUGGAGGGCGCAGGUAGCGCUGGAGACACACCGUACACGCCUCCUCACGGCGUCGAGCUGUUCGACGCCAAAGAAUGGAGCGAGCGAUUCCCUAACAAUGGAACAAAUCUCGUACCGCUUACGCAGGAAAUCGAUAACUUGCGUCCCAAGUCACCUACGCGAUCGCAGUCACAGAACAACAGCAGGAAUAACACUCCCAAAACAGACACGCGCACUCCACCAUCCGUGACGCGACCACCUCCAGUAGACACCGGCAGGGACAGCCCUUUUAAUGCGCAAUUCAAUGCUCAGAUGCAGUUGCAGAUGCAGAUGCAGAUGCAGUGGCAGGCGCAGUGGCAAAUACAGUGGCAAAUGCAGGCGCAAGCAGCGCAUAUGCAGAUGUUUGGAGGGAGCACUGGAGGAGUGGCCGGGGGUUUAGGUGAUGCUUUAGGUGCUUACAAUGCCCACAACGCCGCCGCAUCACCUAUCCAAUCACCGCAGAUGGUCUAUCCACACUCUCCACAGCCUCGAUAUAAGCAGCAACGGCCACGACAGCAAGGGCAACAAGGGCAACAAGGACAACGACAGCAGCGUUAA